GACACAAGGGAGAGAAGCGCACCCAUUGUUUGCUUCUUCCCUUUGAUCCAUCCUACAUUUUUACUCGAGUGUCGCAUUGUCUAAGGACUAUUAGCCUCUAAGCUAUGGUUCUUGACAGUAUUGUAUCUUCUCCCCAUCGGAGGUCGGGAUCUAUGAGGAAGCAAUUCCCGAAAGAUGAGUUGGGUAGCUGGUCAACACUUGUUCAGAGGCACAGGUUCCUCUUAACAGCUUUGGGACUCUUAACAUUCCUGUGUACCAUCUACCUUUACUUUGCUGUUACUUUAGGGGCAACAGAUGCAUGUUCCAACUUGACAGGAACGCAGAAAGCAACGUGUAAACUGCAGCAUGCGAGGUCGACUCUAUCCCAUGGAAAACUGAAAUUCUUUUAGCAUGUUUAUGAGAAAUCACUAGUUGCUUUCGUUAUAUAAUAGUAUUUGUUUCUAGGCAAUUCGAGGGUAUUUAUUGAACUUGA
Hibiscus syriacus is the source of this 472-nucleotide messenger RNA. RefSeq lists its product as uncharacterized. The transcript is spliced from 2 exons. Bases 105 to 389 code for a protein of 94 amino acids. The record is from RefSeq and is a predicted model, not a curated record. NCBI's taxonomy places the organism in Eukaryota, Viridiplantae, Streptophyta, Magnoliopsida, Malvales, Malvaceae.